Haliotis rubra (blacklip abalone) is the source of this 3843-nucleotide messenger RNA. RefSeq names its product xanthine dehydrogenase-like. Lineage: Eukaryota; Metazoa; Mollusca; Gastropoda; Lepetellida; Haliotidae. Gene Ontology annotation, molecular function: iron ion binding; oxidoreductase activity; FAD binding. The transcript is spliced from 34 exons. The record is from RefSeq and is a predicted model, not a curated record.
AUGACUCAUUUCGACCAUGUUGAGAAGGACCACGCCCCAAAGAAGGGAGAGCUGAAGGAUGGAGUCUAUGCUUCUACCUGUGAAAACUGUGGCCACUUCUUUAAGUUCAAGGUCACAGGUUUUCUCAAAUCAUCGGUCACCUUCUCUAUCAAUGGAAUUUCAUUCACAGUUGGCAACGAGUAUGCUGCAGCCCUGUCCCUGAAUGAGUUCAUGAGGUCCCAUGGCGUGUCCUAUGGCACCAAGGCCAUGUGUAUAGAGGGAGGGUGUGGCGUGUGCCUCGUCACUACCACACUGUAUGAUCCCAUCACAAAGGCCGUGCAGACCUACACAGUCAACUCGUGUCUGGUUCCCCUGUACACGUGUGACGGCAUGCAAGUGACAACCAUCGAGGGUCUGGGCAACCCCAGGGAUGGCCUACACCCGAUACAAGACCGUCUGGCACAGUACAAUGGCUCUCAGUGUGGCUUCUGUAGUCCAGCCAUGGUUAUGAAUAUGUAUGGCCUCCUGAAGAGAACACCCAACCCCACAAUGCAACAAGUGGAAAAUAACUAUGAUGCAACUAUUUGCCGAUGUACAGGUCAGGUAUCCCCGAUUCUGGACGCUAUGAAGUCCUUUGCCUCAGACGCCCCACCAACCCUGCCUGGCGGUGCUAUUGACAUUGAGGAACUGGACAAGAAGAUAUGCAGCAAAACCGGGAAGACCUGCACAGGACGCUGUUCAUCUGAGAGACAGACUGACCCGGAGCAGGUCCCCCUCCACAUUGUACUGCAGGGGUCACAGUGGUACAAACCCACCACCAGGCAGCAGCUCUACGCCCUCCUCGGUCGACACCAGGGAGACAACUACAGGUUCGUGUUCGGGAAUUCUGGAUUCGGUGUAUAUAAAGAAAUUGGACCGUGGAUGUAUAAUGUCCUCAUUGACCUGCGUGGAAUCCAAGAGUUUUACAGCAUUUCCAUUGACUCCUCCAAAGUGAUGUUUGGACCUAGCAUCACUCUGACCAACAUGAUGGAAGUCUUUGAGAAAAACAGCACCAACCCUGCUUUGUCGUACUUCCGCGACUUCGCCAGCCACUUGGGCAGCUGGGCAGGGAAUCUGAUGCUGAAGAACCUCCACACUGAGUUCCCGUCUGAUGUCUUCACCAUGUUAGAGACAGUCGGGGCAACUCUGUUCAUCGGAUCAAGUGAUGGCACAGAGAAGUCAUACAGCCUCAUGGACUUCUUGAAGCUAGAUAUGAAGGGCAAGGUCAUCCUGUCUGUCACACUUCCAACAUUCCCAUCUGGAGACGUCUAUGUGAAGACCUUCAAGAUUACCCCAAGACAUCAGAACGCCCACGCCUAUGUGACCGCAGGCUUCAGGAUGCAGCUGGACAGAAGUAACAACUUCCUGGUCAAGACCAAACCAUCCCUGGUGUAUGGUGGCAUCAACAAGACACUGGUGAGUCAAGAGUAUACAAAAGCAACCGCAGUAGCCAGCCUAUCCUCCGAGUUGAUCCCAGACGCUACAGCUGGGUUAUCGAGCACAGCCUACAGAAAGAACCUGGCCAUCUCACUGUUCUACAAGUAUGUGCUCGGCAUGUGUGGUGAGAAAGCAGCGGCAAGAUUCCAGAGUGGAGGUACCAACUCGAUACGGCCUGUGUCUUCAGGCACUCAGACGUAUGACACCCGUAAAGACGAAUAUCCCCUGACUAAGCCAAUAGUAAAGGCUCAUGCAGACUUACAGUAUGUUGGUGACAUUCCUCCAGUUCCAAAUGAAGUGUGUGCAGCAUUCGUCAUCAGCAGCGUUGGCAACGCCGAGAUCGACACCGUCGACACCUCUGUAGCCAUGAGCUACCCAGGAGUGCUGAAGUAUGUAUCUGUAGCUGAUAUACCAACCGGAGGACUGAACAACUUCAGGGAAGCAGCGGCUUCAGUGGAGGAGCUGUUCUGCAGUGGACGGGUGGAGUACAGUGGACAGCCAAUCGGCAUCAUCGUGGCAGUUGACAAACUAUUAGCUGACACAGCAGCCAGCAUGGUGAAGGUUACCUACAAGAACGUCCAGCCUCCCAUCCUUACAAUGGAAGAUGCUAUUCAGAAGAAAUCCAUAUUUCCAAAUGUUGCCAAGGAGAUAAAAGUUGGUGAUGCUGCAGCUGCAAUUGCCGGAUCGGACAAAACGAUUACUGGCACCGUCAAAAUAAAACAUCAGGCCCACUUUCAACUGGAAGCGCAGAUCUGUGUGUGCUACCCAGACGAGGAUGGAGAGGGUGUCCACCUUCAGUGCUCCACACAGUGGUCUGACAGUGUACAAGAGGCCGUAGCCAGACUCCUCAAUAUCAAGGAAAGCAGUGUAAGUGUCAAGGUCAAACGUAUUGGAGGAGCCUUUGGAGGGAGGAUAACUCGUGCCAACAUACCAGCUUGUGCCGCAGCUCUCGACACACAUGUGAUGAGGAGACCUGUUCGCCUGGCGAUGAACUUCCACACCACCAUGAAGACAAUCGGGGUCAACAAUGAUGGGAAACUAAAUGGGAUCCAGCUGACGGCCAAUGUUGACUGUGGAAUAUCACCCAAUGACUGUUACCUUUCAGGAAAUCCCCCAUUUGUUGACAAUGCCUACUACUGUCCAGCAUGGGACUACAAGCCAGUUGCCCUGAAGACAAAUCUCCCUGCCAACACAUACUGCAGAGGGCCAGCAUCCUGUCCAACCAUCUUCAUCAUGGAGACGAUGAUGGAUCACGCCGCCAAAGAAUUGAACAAGGAUCCGCUGGAGUUCAGGAAACUCAACCUGUUCAACAAAGGCCAGACAACUUUCAACGGAAUAGUUCUGAAGUACUGCAACAUCAAGGAUAUUGUGGCUCAACUGGAGACGUCAGCCAAUGUCACGGCUAGAAAACAGCAAAUUGCAGCAUUCAACCAGGCCAACAGAUGGAAGAAGAGGGGCAUUGCGGUGAUGCCUAUCCGAUGGAACCUGGACUACGUUCAGUCCAUCUUCAACGUCUACAUGACCAUCUACCACGGGGACGGAUCCGUGGCCAUCGCCAUCGGUGGUGUGGAAGUCGGACAGGGAAUAAACAUUUAGAUGAUGAAAGUAUGCGCCUAUGAGCUGGGUAUCCCUAUUGACACGAUCAAGGUGAAACCAACGACCACCUUGGCCGACUCCAACUCCUUCACUACCGGUGGCUGCCUCACAUCGGAUGUGAACGCAUUGGGAGUCGUGCAGUGCUGUCAACAACUGAAGACUCGGAUGGCCCCGGUCAAGGCCAAGAUGUCGAACCCCACCUGGCAACAGCUGGUAGCUACGUGCUACGCCCAAGGAGUGGAUUUGUCAGCAAGAUGCGCAACAUAUCCAACAGGGGACUUCAGUGACUACAACAUUUACGGUGCCACGUGUACUGAAGUUGAGGUGGACAUCUUGACCGGGGAGAACCAGAUCAACAGAGUUGACCUACUGUAUGACUGUGGAGAGAGCAUGAACCCAGAUGUUGACGUGGGACAACUUGAAGGUGGUUUUGUGAUGGGAUUGGGCUACUGGUUUACAGAAGAGAUGAUCUUCGACCCUUCAACUGGCACCUCCCUGACAGACGGAACGUGGGAAUACAAACCUCCUAUGCCCAAAGACAUUCCGAUCGACUUCCGUAUCCAGUUCCUCAAGAAUGCACCCUACCCACGCGGGGUCCUGAGAUCCAAAGCUUCUGGCGAGCCACCCGUAUGUAUGUCAGCAUCAGCGUUGUUUGCUGUGAAACACGCCAUUGAGGCUGCCAGGAAAGAAAUCACACAGGACUCAUACUUCCGACUAGACGGUCCAGCCACAGUGGAGAACAUACAGAUAGCCUGUCAACUCGACAACUCCCAGUUGGUGUAUGGGACCUAG